Molecule: messenger RNA, 1993 nt
Organism: Pimephales promelas (fathead minnow)
Lineage: Eukaryota; Metazoa; Chordata; Actinopteri; Cypriniformes; Leuciscidae
Gene: entpd5b
Product: ectonucleoside triphosphate diphosphohydrolase 5b
Molecular function (GO): hydrolase activity
Source: RefSeq, a predicted model, not a curated record
CUGCUGCCGUCACUCAAACUCCAGUUCGGCCAAAAACACGAGCUGGUUACAAUCAAUACAUCGACACAUGAACGCGACACAAUAGACUCACAAUCUGAGUCACAGUCAAACCUUCUACUCGCGUUUUAAAGGUUUAACUGAACUUGUUCAAGGUUUGGGUGUAACUUUAGCGCGUUGAUUCAUUAACAAACAACAACCGCCGUAAGUUAAAUUUGACAUAAAGCAUAAAAGCGUUUGACUGCAAAAACGAGUAGAAUGUGAGAGUUCAGCAGAGUUUAAUGCUGAUUCUGCAGUGGAACACGAAACAUGCUGAAAACACGCAAGAAAACCCACUGAUUUCGGCUGAAGCUGCACCUGAGUGAUGAAGAAGAUGCUGAUGCUGAUGAUGCUGCUGCUGCUGAUCCAGGUGUCCUCUUCCUCCUCCUCUUCUUCUUCUGCUGGUUUGUCAGUGGGCUUUGGGAGCGCUCUUCCUUCGCUCAGUCGUCCUGCUAAUGCCAGUCAGAUCUUCUACAGCAUCAUGUUCGACGCGGGCAGCACCGGCACUCGCAUCCACGUCUACACCUUCAUCCAGAGAGAUCCAGAGGGAUUUCCCGUGCUGGAUAAUGAGAUGUUCCAGUCGCUGAAGCCCGGUCUCUCUGCGUACGCCGACACUCCAGAGAUCGCCGGACACACGGUGGCGCUGCUCCUGCGAGUGGCCAAGAGGACGGUCCCAGCGCUGGAGUGGAAGAGGACGCCGGUGAUGUUCAGAGCCACCGCUGGACUGAGACUGAUGCCGGCCCAUAAAGCCCACGCGCUCCUGGAGCAGGUCCGAGACGUCUUCGACGAGUCUCCGUUCUACGUUCCCGCUGACAGUGUCAGUAUCAUGAACGGGACGAAUGAAGGGAUUCUGGCCUGGAUCACAGUCAACUUUCUGACCGGUCGGCUCGGCCGCGGCGCACAGAAGACGGUGGGAAUCCUCGACCUGGGCGGCGGUUCCACGCAGAUCACAUUCCUCCCGAGGUCAAAGAAGACCGUUGAAAGCGCGCCGACUGAUUACAUCAGCAGAUUCCACAUGUUCAACUCCACGUAUGAGCUCUACACACACAGUUACCUUGGGAACGGGAUCAAAGCGGCUCGGCUGUCGGCGCUCGGAGCGCUGCGUUCAGACGGUCUGGAGAAGAAGGUUUGGAGAAGCUCUUGUCUGCCCAUAAAACACACUGGACACUUCAGCUUCGGGGGGUUAACUUACCAUCUCAGCGGGGUCACCCACGGUGUGUGGGGCUUCAGGACGUGUUACCAGGAGAUGCUGAAGGUGGUGAAGGGCUUCAUCAAACAGCCUGUCGAGCUGCAGGACAGCGCCAGCUUCUACGCCUUCUCGUAUUACUUCGAUCACGCUGUGGAAGCCGGACUCGUCGAUGAAGCCAGAGGAGGAGCCGUGAAGAUCCGAGACUUUAGGAAACGAGCGAAAGAGGUGUGUAACCGAGCGCCGAAGCGCAGUCAACCCAAUGAGUUCCUCUGUAUGGAUCUCACGUACAUCACCUGUCUGCUGAAAGACGGCUUUGGUUUUAAAGAAAGCACCGUUCUGCAGCUAACCAAGAAGGUGAGGAACGUGGAAACCAGCUGGGCUUUGGGUGCCGCCAUCGACCACUUCCAGAAGUUCCGGAUUCAUUAAGAACCAGCCAUAAACACUCCUAGAAGUGCAGGAUUUGUUCGGAAUGAUUGAGAAAUGAACUGAUGGUGUGGAGCUCAUGCUAAUGUGUGAUGAGAUCAGAGAGCAUUAGCUUCUGGCGGUGCGAUGCUACAGACGCACAAGGAGUUCUGGAAACUCAUCGAUUACAUUACAGCCCAUGCAUCAGUCUGAGCAUUUCUUAUAGUUUGUUUUUUCUAUUAAUAAUGUAACAACAUGCUUAUGAAUGUUUUUCUUUAUUAGUCAUGAUGUAUAUUUCUAUCUUUAAUCCUUUAAACAUAUUCUAAACAGAAACUGUGUAAAUAAUAAACAAUCUCUUGACCUGUA